Onychostruthus taczanowskii (white-rumped snowfinch) is the source of this 3521-nucleotide messenger RNA. It is a transcript of the gene WFDC1, whose product is annotated as WAP four-disulfide core domain 1. The coding region runs from base 208 to 1245 and encodes 345 amino acids. Gene Ontology annotation, molecular function: peptidase inhibitor activity. Gene Ontology annotation, biological process: regulation of cell growth. The transcript has 7 exons. The record is from RefSeq and is a predicted model, not a curated record. Gene Ontology annotation, cellular component: extracellular region. Lineage: Eukaryota; Metazoa; Chordata; Aves; Passeriformes; Passeridae.
GGCUCCAGAUGAAGUUAUCACUGUGUCAAGGCGUGAUGCAAACCCCGCAGCAGGAAGCACACAAAGGGAGAGCCCACCAGGCUCUUGGGAAGUUUGGGUGAACUGUUUGUAAAAAUCUGCCGAGCCCACCCCUCCGAGACCUUUAUUUCCCCCUGCGGCAGCUGUCAUCUGAUCCCACGCUUCGGCUCUGAAUGGGGCUCUCGGAGGAUGCCAGAUGUUGGGAACAAAGGUCUAAAAAUAAUCUUUCCAAGUAAUCUUCCCGUCCAUCACUCAAGGAGAGCGUCAGCUUUGUGCGAGCAUGUGAGCCGAGAACCUGAUCUAACUUCAACAAGUUCAACAGCAGCUCCCGGCUUCUGCCUCUGGGCUCCUUUUUUUUUUUUUUUUUUUUUUUUUUUCUUUCUUUCUUUUUUUUUCAUUCCUUCCCCUUUCCCUUCCCAGAAGCUGCGCAGGGAAAAGCGGCUGGGAGCGCUCAGCCCUCGCUCUCUCUCCCUCCCUCCUUGCCAAGCCCGGAGCCGCCCGGACCCCGAGAGCUCCGGGGCUCCUUCUUCCAUCUCUCCCUGGGGAAAAAAAAAAAAAAAAAUGAGCUCCAGGCUGCUGCCAGAGAUGCGUUUCUGUCAAAAGAUCUUCGCUGCAGCCCUGUGUGUGCUGGUUGUGCUGCCGGAGCCGGGCUGUGCCAGGACUCUCUGGAAACGCGCUCUGCUGAAAAUGACGGAGAAAUACGAUGAUUAUGAGUACCCUCUUCAUUCUCACAGUUCCCAGUACCAGAAGAACGACCGGUGCCCGCCGCCGCCGCAGAGCCUGCCGGAGCGCGCCUGCGAGGUGCCCAGCUGCCGCUCCGACGCCGAGUGCCAGCGCCACAAGCGCUGCUGCUACAACGGCUGCAUCUACGCCUGCCUCGAGUCCGUGCAGCCCCCGCCAGUCUUGGACUGGCUGGUUCAGCCCAAACCCCGCUGGCUGGGAGGCAAUGGGUGGCUUUUGGAUGGCCCUGAGGAAGUCUUACAAGCCGAGGCCUGCAGCACCACGGAGGACGGGGACGAGCCCCUGCACUGCCCCACGGGCUACGAGUGCCACAUCAUCAACCCGGGCAACACGGCCGAGGGCAUCCCCAACAGGGGCCAGUGCAUCAAGCUGAGGGGAAACCCAGAUGGACACAACCUGAGGCAUAAGUACUACAAAGAAUAUUUUGGGAGCAACUCCAACAAUUUGGUCGGCUAUGUGAAAAACCAGCAGAAGCAUUUAGGCUAAUUGAAGGUGUGCCUGGCUGGACCACUCUGUCAAGGAAUGCUUUACCCAGCAGCUUUCUGGUCCCAGAUCUCCACAGCUCCAGCACCCCCUGAUCCCUAACCAUCACUGACAAAAAAAUUCAUUAUCCAAGGAACAGGAUGAGUCCAGAUGCAUGAUCCAAGGAACAGGAUGAGUCCAGAUUCAUUACCCAAGGAACCAGAUGAGUCCAGAUUCAUUAUCCAAGGAACAGGAUGAGUCCAGAUUCAUUACCCAAGGAACCAGAUGAGUCCAGAUUUUAACCCCACCAGGAAGGGGAGAAAUGUGAUCCCCUGAAGGAAACCAUACUGCUUAUCAGCUGCCCUUCUACAAAUGAAAUGCAAACACCUCCAGGGAUCCCUGUAAGCCACAGUGCCACGACCAGGCUGCUGACACAGAGCCUGCCCUUCAGGUGCUUGUUGUGUGACCAAUUCAGAUUUCAGGCCUGUGAACACAACCCAGUGACGUCAGAAUUCCACCUAAAUAUCAUAUCUAAGUUGCUUUAAAACAGGUGAGACUAAAGAGGUUCUCUGGGUCAAAUCCAGUGCCUGCCUGUCUUGAACAAGCCCUUUAAAGAAGCCUUUUCAUCAGCUUAAAAAUCAAAGAAAUCUGCAAAUUUCUUCUUUUCCUAUUUAUACCCAGAUAAAAAAAACAGGCUUGACCCCCACUCUAAAUGGCUAAACCUGAAGUCCUUAAAAUUUGAGGAAGUUUGAGCUAGGAGCAAAAACAGCUUUAUAAAUGUUUUUAGGUUACUUUCCUCUUCUCAGUCUGGUGAGCUGCAGAUUGAGGGUUAAUAAUGGAACAGAUUCCUUCCUGCAAUAUCCAGGCUGACACACAAAUGAAUGCCAGGUUUUGUAAUGUGCUGUUUUUAGCCAGCACAGUUAAUACUCACAAAAUCUGUGGGUUUGUACCUGCAAAACCUCAGCAAGAGGCCUGAAGUCUGGAUAAUAUGUUAAAUGUGUUAGAAAAUCAAACCCAGGGUAAAUUUUUGUGAUGAAAAGGAUGGUCUGGCAGAUGGACUACUGCUCCUCAGGAGUCCUGUACCUUUGUGUUGAUUUCCCUAAAUCCUUAAAGCCUGGAUAUUUGUAUUUGGACCUCACAGCAGCUUUGAGCUGUUUACCAUUAUACAAUGGAAAACACAUUUUCUAUUAAGAUGUGGCAGUCCUGAAGGGACAGUUGCAUUUUUUGUGACAAACCAGCCAGAACUGUCUGGCAGAAAAGCCACAUUUGCUCCAUGGUUUAGUCCACGUCGCCAUCUGCAUGCAUGAAAUUAGCAUUUUGAUUUUCACAGUAGUAGCACUGCAUAGAAAUACCCAAUUCACAAAUGCGAGCGCCUGCUUCCACUCACAAAAUACAGGAUUCUUUUUUUCCAUUCACUAAAUGGUUUAAGCCAAAUCCAAGACACCUAUAAAACUCCUGAUACUUUGCACAUGACAUUUGCAGCUGGAGAGAUGGAAGGUGCCAAACUGCUCUUCUGUUUCCUAUUCUAAACACACUCCUGGGUGCUUUACAGAGCAAUGGAACAGCUGAAGGGCUCCACAUGUUCCUAAAUAUCUUCAUUUGUUCUACUCACUUUUUUUUCCAAAGUGCAAGAUAUUAAAUGCAGCACCAUGUUUGGACAGAGCUGUUUCUAGAAUUUUAUCCAAUACAGCUUCCUGCAGUGAGAUCUUAAUUCCUCCUUGGACACAGGAGCCACAGAACCAGAGAAUUGUGGUUUGGGUUGGAAGGGAGUUUGAAGCUCAUCACCUUCCGCUAGAGCAGGUUGUCCAGGCUCCAAUCCAUAUUUUAUAGUUCCAAUCAGACCACAAACUUGUCACUUAUCCUACUGCAGCCUCGCUCCUCAGUGCUGCUCAGUGAAAUGGAUUGAUUUUGUUCAGCAUUACUUCCUGCAGAAAAAAAGAUUAAAUUCUGAUUAAAUGAGCAAAGCCCUUCAGUGAUCACUGCUGGCCCCACAGCGUAGAUGUCAAAAUGUUCUGUUUUAAACUAAAAAAUACCUAAAACCUUGUGAGUAGUUAGUUGAAAAACUAAUGCUGAGCAUUCACAAAUUUGAAAGAUUAAAACUUCAAAUCUCAACCUAAUCUCUCAAAGCAGCCCAAAAUAUGCUUAAUUUGAGUGGACACAUUCACUUCAGUGUCUGUUUUCUCUGUAGCUGCAGAACCACAUACCUGACCACCUGGGUGGGACAGUACAGAUAUUUUCUGCUUGCAAAAGGAAUUAAAUAAAUUUAAAAAAAAAAAAAGAUAGAAAGAAAAUUGACAAAU